This is a messenger RNA of Dendrobium catenatum, 2035 nucleotides long. RefSeq names its product adenine/guanine permease AZG1. The coding region runs from base 148 to 1788 and encodes 546 amino acids. Gene Ontology annotation, biological process: transmembrane transport. Gene Ontology annotation, cellular component: plasma membrane. The record is from RefSeq and is a predicted model, not a curated record. The transcript has a single exon. NCBI's taxonomy places the organism in Eukaryota, Viridiplantae, Streptophyta, Magnoliopsida, Asparagales, Orchidaceae. Gene Ontology annotation, molecular function: purine nucleobase transmembrane transporter activity.
AACCGCCCACAAACGAACAUUUACAUAAGAUGCAGAUAACCUCUGAACUAAAACCCCCAAUGUCUUAUAGCCAAUCCACCCCAUAAAUCUCGCCCCUCAGCAAACUCUCUGCUCCCGUUUCCUCGGCUCGCCGGCAGGCGGCCAACCAUGCAUCCACCGCCCCCACCCUCCCGCCUCCGCAAUCUGAACGCGGCGGUGGCGUCUUCCUGGUUUGGACGGCGCUUCAAGCUCUCAGAACGAGGCACCACCUUUUCGACUGAGCUCCGUGCCGGUACGGCCACAUUCUUAACCAUGGCCUACAUCCUCGCCGUCAACGCCUCCAUCGUCUCCGACUCUGGCGCGAAUUGCUCCGUCUCCGAUUGCCUCCAUCCUUCUCCGUCCUGCAAAUUCCCACCAGCUAUCGAUCCCGGCUACGCUGAUUGCGUUGCCCGCGCUCGCCGCGACCUCAUCGUCGCCACCGCCGCAUCAUCCGUAAUAGGAUCUGUUCUAAUGGGUUUCUUCGCCAAUCUCCCCAUCGCACUCGCCCCUGGAAUGGGAACAAACGCUUAUUUUGCUUAUUCCAUUGUCGGUUUCCACGGUUCCGGCAGCGUGCCUUACCGCUCUGCCCUUGCCGCCGUGUUCAUCGAGGGCGUUUUAUUCCUUCUCCUUUCUCUUCUCGGCUUCCGCUCUCGUCUGGCCCGUCUCAUUCCCCGCCCAGUUAGGUCAUCGUCUUCAGUCGGAAUCGGUUUAUUUCUCGCGUUUAUCGGCCUGCAGAACAAUCAGGGCAUAGGGCUUGUCGGCUUCAGCCCAUCUACUCUCCUCACCCUUGGCGCUUGCCCGCGUUCUUCCCGCGCCUCCCUAGCCCCUGUCCAAACCCUUCCAAACGGCACCCUUUCCCUCAUCCCCGGCGCCACCGUCUCCGGCGAGCUCCUCUGCCUCCACGGUCGCAUGCAGAGCCCCACUUUCUGGCUCGCGGCCGCCGGCUUCCUCAUCAUCUCCUACUGCCUCAUCCGAAAUAUCAACGGCGGCAUAAUCUACGGUAUCGUCUUCGUCACCGCCAUCUCCUGGUUCCGCGGCACCGCCGUCACUGCCUUCCCUGACACUCUCGCCGGCAACGAAUCCUAUGCUUAUUUCAAAAAAGUCGUCGACUUUCAUUCAAUAAGUUCCACCGCUGGCGCCCUCAGCUUCUCCGACAUCGCCCGCGGCCGUUUCUGGGAAGCAGUCAUCACUUUUCUCUACGUCGACAUUCUGGACACCACCGGCACUCUUUAUUCCAUGGCGCGCUUCGCAGGAUUCGUCGAAGAGAACGGGGAAUUUGAAGGGCAAUACUUCGCCUUCAUGUCCGAUGCUACAGCUAUUGUCGCCGGCUCGCUACUUGGGACGUCGCCGGUAACGGCGUUUAUAGAAUCGUCAACAGGUAUCCGGGAAGGAGGAAGAACAGGGCUAACGGCGCUGACGGCGGCGGCGUACUUUAUCCUUUCGCUGUUCUUCACGCCAUUGCUGGCGUCAAUACCUCCAUGGGCGGUGGGGCCGGCGCUGAUAGUUGUUGGGGUGAUGAUGAUGAAGGCGGUGACAGAGAUCGAAUGGGCGGAUAUGAGACAGGGAAUUCCAGCUUUCAUAACUCUAAUCUUGAUGCCACUUACAUACUCCAUUGCGUACGGGCUCAUCGGCGGAAUCGCCGUAUUCGUGCUACUCAACGCCUGGGACUGGGCGGCCGCUGCCAUCAAGAAAUUCUUGCCGGCGGCGACCAAGGUUCCCGAGGUGGAAGUCGUUAACAUAGUGAAUGCUAAUGAUUCAGUCGAGGUUUAGGCAAGACUAAGCACUGCAGUUCGUCUCGUUAGUCAACUUGGGUAAUUGCUGCGCCAUGGAUCUUAAUCUUUAUAUGUAUUUGUUAACGGAGGAAGAAACAAAAUUAAAGAUUCAUUGUCGUUUUAGAGAAGGAAGAUUCCAUGGGGUAAAAUUUACAAAAUAUUGAAGACUCCAUUGAAGAAAUUGUAUAUACUAUGUAAUAUGAAUAUGAUGCAUAAAUAUUAUCAAUUAUAAAUUUUGUUGUAUC